Molecule: messenger RNA, 1435 nt
Organism: Anthonomus grandis grandis
Lineage: Eukaryota; Metazoa; Arthropoda; Insecta; Coleoptera; Curculionidae
Product: beta-1,3-galactosyltransferase 1-like
Exons: 3
Coding region: 276-1331 (351 amino acids)
Cellular component (GO): membrane
Molecular function (GO): hexosyltransferase activity
Source: RefSeq, a predicted model, not a curated record
UGGGAAACAGAUUGUUGUUAUUAAGCUUGAGACGUGUGUCUCGGUGACUGUUGAUUAAUAUUUCUUCUGUAAAUGUUAUAAUAUUAGGUUUUUCUGAAGGAGCGAUAAGGGCAGUAAAUCUUCAGGGCCAGAAUCGUCAGAGUCAUUUACGUAAGCUAUUUCACAUUCCUGAGAUACGAUUCCGCUAGGUAGGUGAUUCAUAUUCGCUGCAUGCUCAUCGUCAGAUUCGUCGCUAUCAACUUCGGUCUCAUUUCCAUCAUCUCGAGGUCAAGAAUAUGCCUCCUCGAACGCGCUGCUGGAAGUAUUUUUUGGUCCUAAUACUGGUAUUUUUAAUAUUAUCGAUAAGCAUUUAUUCUUCUAAAAUAAUUAAUGUAGUAUUUGACAUAGAAGUGGAAUCUUCGCUAGCAAAUUUAGAAAAGCAAAUCCUCUUGAUUAAGCAACAACCAAAAAUCGAACAAACUCCAAUUUUAGAAUCUGAUGACUACCAGAGGCUAAUAAAUCUGUCUAAUUUUACAUUUAUUAGUAUAAGUAAUGAAACAUGUAAAACAUUUUUGUUAGUCCUAAUUAGUUCUGCUCCCAAGAACUUUAAAAGACGAAAAGUAAUUAGAGACACAUGGGGUCAAAAUGACGCAAAGGUAAAAACUUUAUUUAUGAUUGGUUCUGUUAUUCAGACUGAAAUUCAACAAUCCCUGAAUUAUGAAAAUGUAUUAUAUAAAGAUAUUGUUCAAGGUAAUUUUCAGGAUUCUUAUGAUAAUCUCACUUAUAAAUCUGUAAUGGCGCUGAAGUAUGUUACGUAUUAUUGUCCCAAUGCCAAAUAUAUUUUAAAAGCUGAUGAUGAUAUUUUUGUAAAUAUGCCUUUAAUAAAAAACUAUCUCGCAAAUGAUAUUUCACCUUAUGGUGUUGCAAACUUUAUUCAAUGUCAUCUGUUGUUAAAUUCACCUAUAUUUAGAGGUAAUUCUUCCAAAUGGUCAAUACCUGACUCUUUUUUUCCUGGAGAAAGUAAGUAUCCACCCUACUGUAGUGGUGCAUGGGCCAUAAUUUCCCCAGAUGUUAUAUUUAAAUUAUACACGCAAUCUCAAAAAACUGCCUAUCUUAAUAUCGAAGAUAUAUUUUUAUUUGUACUUGCUGGAGCAAAAUAUCCUGAACUCAAUUUUAUUGAUACAAAACCGGUUUCUUUAUGGAAUAAUUGGAACGUCAGUGACUUAACUACAGGAAAGUUUGAUCAUAUAAAUUUUUUAUUUGGAACAUUUGAAAUGAAGGAGGAAGAUUUACGUAUCGCGUGGGAAUAUGUCACGAAACUACCGGUGAAGACAUCAAUAUUUGAUAAAUAAGAAUAAUUAAAUAUUGUAUAUACUACUAAUAUUGUAUAUGUACUUAAUUGGCAAACGUGUUUUUAUUUUGUUUUUUUUUUUAAUAAAAUUAUAUUUAAAUAUAA